This is a messenger RNA of Juglans regia (Persian walnut), 528 nucleotides long. RefSeq lists its product as uncharacterized. The transcript has 2 exons. Bases 1 to 528 code for a protein of 175 amino acids. Lineage: Eukaryota; Viridiplantae; Streptophyta; Magnoliopsida; Fagales; Juglandaceae. The record is from RefSeq and is a predicted model, not a curated record.
AUGACGUUUCAAGCUGACAAGAAGAGAACCGAAAGAGAGUUUGUUGUUGGGGAUUGGGUUUAUUUGAGAUUGCAGCCUUAUAGGCAACAAUCAUUUGUGGCUAGAAGAAAUUUCAAGCUCUCUCCUCGUUUCUUUGGACCUUUUCAGAUUGUUCAAAGGGUGGGACAGGUUGCUUACAAACUGGAAUUGCUACCAAUUAGCUGUAUUCACCCAGUUUUUCAUAUUUCUUGCCUCAAGAAAAAAUUGGGUCAACAUCACUCUCCACUAUCUUCUUUACCUCCAGUCGAUUUGCAAGGUGAAUUGACUCAUGAGCCUGAGGCUAUUUUGCAGCGUAGAAUGAGGCAGGUUCAUGACAGGACAGUAGUUGAUGUUUUAGUUCAAUGGAAGGGGGCUAGUGUGGAUGAUGCAACGUGGGAGCCAUAUUGGUCAUUACGUGACAGGUUUCCUCACCUUGUGGGCAAGGGCACUGUCAAUCAGAAUACUGAUGAUAUCAAGAGUGAUGGUUACGAUCAUGCCUGCAGUCUUUAA